GCAGCUGCGGCGGCGCUCACGCCCUUCACGGUGACCCGGCGCAUCGGCCACCCGUACCAGAACAGGACGCCGCCCAAGCGUAAGAAGCCGCGCACGUCCUUUUCUCGGGUGCAGAUCUGUGAGCUGGAAAAGCGUUUCCAUCGCCAGAAGUACCUGGCCUCGGCCGAGAGGGCGGCGCUCGCCAAGUCCCUCAAAAUGACGGACGCGCAGGUCAAGACCUGGUUCCAAAACCGGAGGACCAAGUGGCGGUGAGAGAGGCCCGGCCCGGCCCACCUUGCGCCCGCCUUGCACCCUCCCCACGCCGCGGCCUCCCGCUCUGCGCAGCCGGCGCGACCCCUAUCCGCCCGGCCAGGCCGCGCCUCCCCAGACCCACCCGACCCGCCUCCCCGGAUCUUAACCUCCCGUCCCUCCUUCCCGCCGGCCCACGUCCUCCUCCCCACUCUCCGCGCCUCGGCUUCUCCUCCGUGGCCAUUCCCGUGUCGCUGUCCUGCGCCUCUCCAAUUCCUUUCGUUUUAUUUCGUCUCCUGCCUCCCACCUGCCUCUCCCAACAUCCCCGGGGUCCUCUCGCACUGCCCUUCGCUCCCCCUCCCCACGCUGGUCCUCUCGGAUUUCCGACAAUCCGCGCGAGUUCUGGGUUCCCUUCCAGCUCCCAGUCCCGACUCCAGCCCUGCGCCUAUCCGAUCCCUGUUUGCAUCCAACCCGUGAACAGCGAAGCGGUCCCGAAAGAGGGGUUCCAGACAGGCCCUGGGAGAACUGGCUGAGGCUGACCCCGCCUGGGGACCCCGCCCGCCCACUCGCGGAGCCCAGUGACCCGGCUGUCCGCGGGGCCCUGUCAGUUACGCGUACGGCUGCGCUCGUUGUCCCGCAAAAGAAACAAUCUUUGUUGUUGGCGCAGCCACAAUACGCGGGCGAGCAGGUGGGCGGGCGGAGUGCCCUCUCGGCUACGGCCGGGCGCACAACAAAAACAAGACCCGG
Molecule: messenger RNA, 975 nt
Organism: Myotis brandtii (Brandt's bat)
Lineage: Eukaryota; Metazoa; Chordata; Mammalia; Chiroptera; Vespertilionidae
Gene: TLX3
Product: T-cell leukemia homeobox 3
Exons: 1
Biological process (GO): animal organ development; regulation of transcription by RNA polymerase II
Cellular component (GO): nucleus
Molecular function (GO): RNA polymerase II cis-regulatory region sequence-specific DNA binding; DNA-binding transcription factor activity, RNA polymerase II-specific
Source: RefSeq, a predicted model, not a curated record